Molecule: messenger RNA, 426 nt
Organism: Zootermopsis nevadensis
Lineage: Eukaryota; Metazoa; Arthropoda; Insecta; Blattodea; Termopsidae
Source: RefSeq, a predicted model, not a curated record
UUAGACCAUCACAUUGUUCAGUUGGUACUUCCUAUCCAAUUUUGUCAUGUGUGUAUAAAUUGUAUGCGUUUUGCAUUUCUGUCAAAUCUUCGUUGAGGACGUUGCAAGUACUUGGUAGCUUAUUACUCAGUUAUGCGGUUAUACUACGUGCUUUUACUUACCACUACUGUUUGCACCAUUCACUGUAAAAAGUUUAAAGAUGAAGAUAAACCUGCUUGGGCGAAAAAGGAUAUUCGUGAUUACAAUGAUGCAGAUUUAGAGAGUUUACUUGAGCAGUGGGAGGAAGGUGAUGAACCCCUUGAAGAGGAUGAGUUGCCAGAGCAUCUUCGCCCACAGCCAAAAAUUGACUUCACUCAGGUAAAUAAACUAAUAGUUCUCGAAAUUGUUAAAUGUAUUUGGAACUAUAUGUGAAAAUGACCCAUGCUC